UGAUUAUUAAAUGUUUGUAAAACAAUCUUAUCUUACAACACGAUUAACAACAUAAUUUGAUGAAUAAAGUGUAAUGGAGAUAAGAGAAUCUUCAAAAAAGAAACAUUACCGAACAAUUACAUCAACAAGUUUAAAUUAGGCAAAACGUCCAUUCAUUCAUACAAGGUCAAUACCUAAAUCUCUAAUUGAUGAAGGUAUAUUAAAAUGUUGAAUUCUAUUUUUAGGGUUUAGAUCUAAGAGUAUCAUAUAUCAUAUGUCAUUACUCUCUAAUGAAGUUAAAAUUAAGAUAAGACCAAGUAGAAGAGAAAGAGAAAGGACAAUCUUAUUUACAGAUAACAUGGAAUUAUAUCAUCAUAAAUCAAUCAAAAGAAUUAAAGAGAUGAGUAGACGCAAAAGUUGUUCAUGUAAUGGGUGUGGUGCAAAGACUAAGUUUGAAAAAAAACAUGAUGAUUUUGAAGCAAGAACGCAAUAAGCUAUUAGUUCUGAUUUGAAAUUACUGUAAUUUACUAGAGCUGGAUAAAAGAAAAAGCAAACUAUUAUUAAAGAGUUUAAAAUGAGAUAGAUUAAUGAAAGAAAAUGUAAACUCUCUUAAGAACCUACAAAUCAUUCACAAAUUUAACUUAAUUUACCUUCCACAAAAAGAGAUAGUUUAUAAAUUGAAAAAUAAGAAAUUGAAACUAAUAGACUUAAAACCAAAGCUGAUCUUCUAAGAAUGCUACCUUCGAUAAAAAGCAUUGUCUCUCUUACUGUACUAAAAUAACUCUACAUAGGAGGAAGAUAACAACAUUAAAUGUCAUCAAGAAAACCAUCUCAUGAUUAAUUGAUCAUUAAAACUUAUAGAAUAAAGUCAUGA
This is a messenger RNA of Paramecium sonneborni, 853 nucleotides long. The record is from the annotation of a GenBank genome assembly. NCBI's taxonomy places the organism in Eukaryota, Ciliophora, Oligohymenophorea, Peniculida, Parameciidae.